Messenger RNA from Dufourea novaeangliae, 1568 nucleotides. RefSeq names its product zinc finger protein 135-like. The transcript is spliced from 5 exons. Gene Ontology annotation, biological process: regulation of transcription by RNA polymerase II. The record is from RefSeq and is a predicted model, not a curated record. Gene Ontology annotation, molecular function: RNA polymerase II cis-regulatory region sequence-specific DNA binding; DNA-binding transcription factor activity. Lineage: Eukaryota; Metazoa; Arthropoda; Insecta; Hymenoptera; Halictidae. Bases 1 to 1494 code for a protein of 497 amino acids.
AUGAUGGAAGUGCAGCAGCAACACUCGCCUGUAGGGGUGGGUCCUCUGGACUUUUCGCGAAGGGGUGUCGCCGAGGCGUCCGCAUUUCGCGUUGUCAAACCAAAACAGGCGUCCGCGUUGGUGCAUCAGCAGGCGUUGUCGCCGGAAGCGAAUAACAAUGAGAAUCUCCAGGAGAAUCCGCAGCUUCCUGUGGAGGCUGAAGGUGGAUGCAACGUUCGUUUGAUGUUCCCCAGACUGUGGGCCCCUUUUGGAAACGCUGUGGAAGUCACGAACUUGCCGUCUUUGCCCAAGAGUCAUACAGAACGAUUGUCCUUUGGAGUCGGUCGUCUGGUGGGUUCCCCGGCGACGAGGAGUCCAUCCCCGACGCACUCUCUGUGUCCAGACUCACCGCCGUCGGAUCGACGAGACGUCGGCGAGGUGGACGUGGACGUCGAGGAUGAAGAGGUCGACGUGGACGUCGUGGAAGUCGGUGACGAGGAUGAUCGUGAUGCAGCGUCGAGCCCUCCACGAUCAUCGAGCACCCCCUCGCCGACGAGUGUCGCGAUCUCGCCAGUCUCGAACCCGCCCAAGAAAUCCGGCGACACAUUCAGCGUGUCCGCGCUUCUGAGGCCUGACCCGCCGUCCGCUCACCUUCAGAACGCCUCCCCGCAUCGGGACGGCGCGUCGAUCGGUGGACAUCCACCACCACCUGGCUCCUCGAUGCUCUAUCCGCCCCUUCAUCUUCAGGGUGGACUCCUACCUCCCCAUCCUCAUCAUCCUCUCUCGUACCUGCAUCCUCAGCUGCUGCCUCAUCAUUUGUUACCACCGCACCUACACCCCCUGUUACGGGGCGUACAUCCAGGUCACCCUGGCCUCCACUCGACCCACAGCGGCCACGGACUUCAUCAUCCUCAUCCACUUGGAGAUGUCUACAGCUGCGUCAAGUGCGACAAGAUGUUCAGCACGCCCCAUGGCCUUGAGGUGCACGCAAGGAGGUCUCACAACGGGAAGAGACCGUUCGCCUGCGAACUCUGCAAUAAAACCUUCGGCCAUGAAAUCAGCCUUACGCAACACAGAGCCGUGCAUUCCGCGGAGAAGGUGUUCGAGUGUAAGCAAUGCGGCAAGGCGUUCAAACGAUCCAGUACUUUGAGCACUCAUCUGUUAAUACACUCGGACACGAGACCGUACCCCUGCCAGUUUUGCGGGAAGAGAUUCCAUCAGAAGAGCGACAUGAAGAAACAUACCUACAUACACACUGGCGAGAAACCGCACAAGUGUCAGGUAUGCGGGAAAGCGUUCUCCCAGAGCAGUAACCUGAUCACGCACUCGAGAAAGCAUACCGGGUUCAAGCCUUUCGCCUGCGAGCUCUGCGGUCGAGCUUUCCAGCGAAAGGUCGAUCUGAGAAGGCAUCGGGAGACCCAACACGCGGAUCUGAACGCCUCCCAGCGAGCCCCGAUCGGCUCGAUCUCUGGACAAAAUUCUCUGCCCAAUGGCAAUCCGCCUAUGAUACAGUGAACGAGCCUCGAACGAUCCUCGAGGAAACUGUGAAAACCUCCCCUCCGCGAGGGUUAGAUCGAAUUUUUCGACCG